GCUCAGGAGGCCAAAACACCUCCCAGCCUCGACGGCCAGAGAUGUUAUUACCAGGGUGCAUUUCUUCCAGGUGAAGGAGCAGAUCGUUAAGGCGGGCAGGAACGGUGACCUACCUGAACCAUAUUCGGUACUGAAGGUUUUUACCAACCUGUCUGCACAAACCUUCCAAUUCCAGAAAUCCCUGGUGCAAAUCACCACCAUGCUGAGAGCGCACAAUGUCCCUUACCGCUGGGGAUUCCCUGCCAAGCUCAUAGUCCAUCAUCACAACUCCAAUCAUCCCAUCGCUUCCGUGGAAGAGGGUGUAAGGAAAUUGACCGAGUGGGGCCUACCCAGACCAGACGUACAACUGGACCCCACGGCUAAAAUCCCCAGACUGUCC
Molecule: messenger RNA, 379 nt
Organism: Pelobates cultripes (western spadefoot toad)
Lineage: Eukaryota; Metazoa; Chordata; Amphibia; Anura; Pelobatidae
Source: the annotation of a GenBank genome assembly